CAGCUCUCGGCCCAUGACGAUGGAAGCUUGCGCAGACUUUCAUGUGAUCCACGAUUUCCAUUGAUUUGGACUCUGGAAUGACACCACAGGCCACGCGAGUCCACUUUUACUACGCGCAACACCCAACAUGCGGGAUUCCGCAGCGCGACAUUCGAAUUGUGCAUUGGUGAUACUCAAUCGGUGAUUCUCCCACCCGUUGCAGGGCCUAUCUGGCCCCAUGUUGCGCCAGAUCGACGUCGUCCUCCUCAAGUUUCUCGACUGGCCAUGCCUGCGCAUCUUCAACCGCCCUCAGCCCCGAAAGCACCGACCAGCCCCGGUAGCUCCGACGAAGACCAUGAUACCUUAAGACUCUUAUCACGCUCGCCGCAUCCCUAUCACAGGUUGAAUACCGAGCUCCUCGAACCUUCGGGCCGCCUCACGAACCCGCGCAUCACCACCGGUGAUAACGAUAGCGUCGCCGGCGAGUCGGACGGUGCUCCCUCUCGUCCCUUUCCCGCCUUUGCAAGAGACUCGCCGCUCACUAGCGAGAGCGGCACCGAGGCCGACGAUGAACAUUUUCUCAAAGGACUCCCUGCCCCGAGGGCUAAAUCGCACAAGGGAUUGAGGGGCAGGAAUGAACCACUCUCGGGGACCUCCACACCAUUGCUUUCACCCUCGAUAUGGGAAGAGGAGGGUCGGAAGACAAAUUCGGGUUCCGGCCAUGGCGGACACGAGCGUGAGAAGAGGGGCGCAGCCGAGAGAGUUCGCCGCCGCAAGGAGCUGGUUCGGAGGGCGACCGAAGUGCUGCUCCUAAUUUGGCAAGGGGGGAUGGUUGCUUCAAAUGCCGAGGCCCGGUCUUUCAUUCACCUAUACCGGAAAGAGUUUCUGGCUGUGGGCGGCGUGUUCUGCGGCCUGACUGCCGCCUAUCCCUUGAGGUUGGUAAGUUGGGCGUACCGUCAGGGGAAGCCCCAGAAGCUCGUACCGAUCCGCGUUCCCGCUUCCUUUGAUCCCGCGCCCAUCCUUUAUCCUCCGGUAGUGCCUGUUCUUGUGUCCCUCCUCAUUGCCGAGAACGUCGAGGGCGCUGUUCUACCGAGCCUCGUCCUCAGCAUUUGCGCCCUCCCGAGGCCACUGAUCCCCGGUGCACGGCACUGGGAAACCUUGAGCUGCACCCAUUGGCUACUGUCAUGUGUCCCCUUCACGCUAGAUGCACUUGUCCCGGCGGCAGAGGCGUUUCUAGUGGGCGAUAUGUCGCGGGAAGUCCUGGUCUUGCUUUACCCCUUACAUCAGACGCUCUGUCUCGUCUUACACCACCUUACAACAACUAGUCUUUUGGUUUCCGAGCUUCAGCUGCUCUCUGCUGCUCUUAUUGGCCUCCUUCUGCUGGCCAGCUCCCCCCAAGCUGUUAUUCUAAAAGCAGUGCUCUGGGGAGGCGGCCUCGGUCUUGCCGUGUUUUGCGGCCAGGUGAUCCAUUGGGGGAUCUUGCUCGCUCGCGUGCCGAAGUGGCGGUUCAGACGGACGCCUUCUUCGGCGAGGAGUGAGUCCGGUUAUCAGUUGUUAUGGCAACUCUUACCUUUCCGGCGGCGGCGCUCCGCGAGUCUCGGCAGCGUUGCAUCCGAUACAGACUAUUCAAUAGAUGAAUAUCUUGACGGCGCACUUCCCACCCCGCCCAAGAAGACCGUACAGGCAGACAGUCUUAGCGACGUCGACAUCAUACCGCCCACUCCCGCGGGCCUGACUAGGGUCCAGUCGGACUCGGUAGAGCUAUUACAACAGAGCCCAGCUCGAAGACAUACCCUACCUGCUACGGGGAAACCACCGGGCCGCCCCAAAGUGACAACCACCCCCUCGGGCCGCCGGAAGCGCGCCGCCUCCACUAGCGUCCGCGCCCUCUUCUCCCUCACCCAAACCCAAGCCACCAUCCGCAAGUGGCUCUACGCCAGCUACGUCUACCUCUGCAUCCUUCUCGUCAUCUUUGUCGGCAUCCGGCCCUAUGUCCAACACUACGCCCUCUCAGGCCACGAACCAGUCGGCUGGGCUUUGGGCUACCUAUUCGGCGAUAUCCCGCAGUUCCGCUUCCAGGUCGUCAAAGCCAACCUCGAGCGCUGGAUACCCCUCCCCGCCCUCCUCUCCGCCCUCAACAACACCAACACCACCACCCACCCCUCACCAGCCUCCUGCACCCCAGGUGACGGCGGCUGGGCCCAACACACGCGCCUCGGCUCCCUCGGCGCCGCCAACACGCGGCUCGCGCUAUCGGCCUACUUCCUGCUGACCAUCCUCACGGGCCUCGCGGUCGUCUUCCGCCUCUCGCCCGUCUACGAGGUCGACACGCGCCGCAAGGUCUUCCACUUCAUGAUGGUCGCCAUGUUCCUGCCCACGCUGUACGUCGACCCCUGCUACGCCGCGCUGGCCCUCGCCAUCGUCCUCGCCGUGUUUUUGUUAUUAGAUCUCCUCCGCGCCAGCCAGCUGCCCCCGCUCUCCCGGCCCCUCGCCCGCUUCCUCACCCCCUACGUCGACGGCCGCGACCUGCGCGGACCGGUCGUCGUCAGCCACAUCUUUUUGCUCAUCGGCUGUGCGAUUCCCGUGUGGCUCAGCCUGGCGUCGCUACCACGGAUAACCACCACCCCUCCAGUUUCUGCAGAGGAACCAGCCCCUGCUGUUGCUGCCGCCAUCGCCGGGUGGGAGGUGCCCGCGCGCGAGGUGGGCAUGGUGUCGGGCGUGGUGUGCGUCGGGCUGGGCGACGCCGCCGCCUCGCUGGUCGGCCGCCGCUGGGGCCAUCGCAAGUGGCUGUGGGGCGGCGGGAAAAGUGUUGAGGGCAGCGCCGCGUUUGCGGCCGCCGUCUUUGUGGGGCUGAUGGUCGCUGCGCUGUGGUUGCGGGUGGGGGGGUGGGCUGUUGCGGGUGCUUCUUUUGACCACCACCACCACCACCAGGCUGAGUCGGGGAUGGAGAGUCUGAUGAGUGUGUUGGACUGGGCGGUGUUGUGGCCGUGGUUGAGGGUGGAAGUGCCCAAGACGGUGGCGUGCGCUUCGUUGGCGUCGCUGACGGAGGCGGUGCUCACGGGGGGUAAUGAUAAUGUGGUCGUGCCGGUGGUGCUGUGGGGGUGUGUUAAGAGCUUGGGGGUUUAGGGGGUUUGUUUACCUAGGAUAGAUAAAAUUACGAC
Molecule: messenger RNA, 3140 nt
Organism: Chaetomium fimeti
Lineage: Eukaryota; Fungi; Ascomycota; Sordariomycetes; Sordariales; Chaetomiaceae
Exons: 2
Coding region: 265-3105 (946 amino acids)
Biological process (GO): dolichyl monophosphate biosynthetic process
Cellular component (GO): endoplasmic reticulum membrane
Molecular function (GO): dolichol kinase activity
Source: RefSeq, a predicted model, not a curated record